Molecule: messenger RNA, 1876 nt
Organism: Etheostoma spectabile (orangethroat darter)
Lineage: Eukaryota; Metazoa; Chordata; Actinopteri; Perciformes; Percidae
Gene: as3mt
Product: arsenite methyltransferase
Exons: 11
Coding region: 146-1282 (378 amino acids)
Biological process (GO): arsonoacetate metabolic process; toxin metabolic process
Cellular component (GO): cytosol
Molecular function (GO): arsenite methyltransferase activity
Source: RefSeq, a predicted model, not a curated record
AUUUCAUGAAGUGAAGGACAGGGUGUGCUAUUAAACAAGAAGUCAACUGUACACUGUUUAUUUUGUUCAGAGAGCCAACCACUGCUGAAAGCUUUCCUCUAAGGUUAACCGGUACACAUUGUGGACUUUUUUAUAACUCAGUGUAAUGGCUGAAGAAAACAGUGCGUCUGCCAAAGGCUUCGUUGAUAGCACCGUUCACAUGGACGUCAAGGAGUACUAUGGCAAGGUGCUGAAGAACACCGCAGACCUGAAGAGCAAUGCCUGUGUGGCUCCAGCCAAGCCCACCCCUGCUUUCAUCCGCCAGGCCCUGAAGAAAGUACAUCCUGACGUCACCGCCAGGUACUAUGGCUGUGGUCUGGUGGUGCCAGAGUGCUUGGAGGGCUGCAGGAUACUGGACCUGGGAAGUGGAAGUGGGAGGGACUGCUACAUGCUAAGUCAGCUUGUGGGCGAGAAGGGCCAUAUCACUGGGAUUGACAUGACUGAGGACCAGCUUGACAUUGCCAGGACAUAUGUGGACUAUCACAUGAAAGAGUUUGGCUACAAGAAGCCCAAUGUCAGUUUUGUCCAGGGCCACAUUGAGGCCCUGACAGAAGCGGGUCUGGAAAAGAGCUCAUUUGAUAUCAUUAUUUCGAACUGUGUGGUGAAUCUCUCUCCAGACAAGAAGCGAGUACUGGCGGAAGCCUACAGUGUGCUCAAGGACGGGGGUGAGCUGUACUUCAGUGACGUCUACAGCAGUAGAAGACUAACAGACGAAAUUAAAAACCACAAAGUGCUGUGGGGUGAGUGUCUUGGUGGAGCACUCUGGUGGAAGGAUCUGCUGCAAUUGGCUGAAGAAGUGGGCUUCAGCCCACCACGGCUGGUUACAGCCAGCAUCAUCACCGUCGACAACAAAGAGCUACAGGAAGUUCUGGGCAACUUCAAGUUUGUCUCUGCCACGUACCGCCUGUUCAAGGUCCCUAAAGGCAACGGAAAGCCCUGUCAGGUCAUAUAUAACGGGGGCAUUACAGGAGUAGAGGACAACUUCCAGUUUGACUGUCAGAACACAUUCAAGGUGGAUGAAGUGGUGGAGGUUGAUGGAGAGGUGGCCACCAUCUUGACCCAUUCCAGAUUUGCGGGGGACUUCACUUUCCAGCCACUGGGAGGUCCUCGUGAGUCCUGUGGAGUCAAACCUAAGCCAGGCAUUGUGGAUCCUUUCAAGCUGGUCCAUCAGCUGGGGAAACAAGGUCCAGGUUCAGCCACAGGGGGAUGCUGCAGCACACAGUCUGUUCCCUGCUGCAAAUGAUGGUGGGAAGAGCACUGAGAAAUACAGGCCCAGCAUCAUACUGUGUAUGCAUAAUAACAGUAGUUUAAAUCUACUGACUUAAUUAUGUAUUAGGCAAUGUCAUUAUGUUGUGUCUUAUUAACAUUUGAAAUGAGAUUUGAGCAAUUGAAAUUAAUCACACGUAAACAUGUCUUAUUUAUGUUCUGUGCACACUGCCCUGUCAAUCUUCAACUUGAAAAACAGAAAAGACUGAAAAGAUUAACUUAAUUUAUUUGACUAAUGUCUAGCAUAAAUAACAUCACGUUGGCACAUUCAAAACCUGUACAUAAUCUUGAACAGUUUUGGUGACUUCUUCUUAUAAUGCUUUUUUCCCCCAGUUGUCCACAAUGUUAGACAUCUGAAUAUCUUAUCCAUAACAUUCACAGGACUUUUUCCCCUAUUUCCCUAAUUAAUUACUUCUAAUGUAAUGCCUCUAAUUUUAUUGAUUUGUUAGGCAGUAGGUAGGACAGGUUUUACAUUAGUUAUAGCUUUGCAGGCAUUCUAAUACCAGCAUUGUUGUGUUCAUUAUUGUGUGUAAUUUCUGUUAUAGGACAAUAAAUAUUGUCAGUCAAUUAA